CAAGAAUAGACUUGACGGGCUUCUGGCCAAGAAAACAGCUCAAAUGCACCCAAAAACACCAAAUAAACAAUUCACGCACUAUCCGAGCAACAGCCAUGGCGACGACGGGAGGAAUCGAGGCCGAGAAGGAGGCGAAGAAGAGAGCUCGCCUCGCCAUGAUGGAGCUCACCAACAUGAUCUCCGUCCCCAUGGCUCUCCACACCGUUAUCCGUCUCAACAUCCCCGACGCCAUCUGGAGCUCUGGAUCCAAUUCACCUCUUUCCGCUGACGAGAUCCUCUCCCGGAUCCAUCCCUCUCUUCCUCCCUCCACCUCUCCCACCGCCAUCCAACGCCUUCUCCGCCUCCUCACCUCCCAUGGCGUCUUCUCCGAGCUCUACCUCCCUCCAGCCCCUCGUCGUUAUUCCCUCACCGAUAUCGGCCAAACCCUAGUCUCCUCCGAACCCAACGGUCCCUCCUUCGCCGCCUACGUUCUUCAGCACCAUCAGGACGCACUUGUGAGGGCUUGGCCGUGGCUGCACUCGGCCGUGGUCGAUCCAGACGGGCCGGAACCGUUUGCGAAGGCCAAUGGUGGCGUGGGGGCGUAUGAGUACUAUGGGAAAGAGCCAGAGGCGAACGCGCUGAUGCAGCGGGCGAUGUGGGGGGUUUCGGUGCCGUUUAUGGAUGCGUUCCUGGAUGGGUACGAGGGAGGGUUUGAUGGAGUGGAAACCCUCGUUGAUGUCGGCGGCAGCUCCGGCGCUUGCUUGAAGAUGAUCAUGGAUAGGUUCUCCGGUGUGACACUUGGUAUCAACUUCGAUCUCCCGGAGGUCGUCGCUGAGGCGCCCGAUUUCCCAGGGGUGAAACAUGUGGGUGGUGACAUGUUCAAGUCUAUUCCAGCAGGUGAUGCCAUAUUCAUGAAGUGGAUAUUGAUGACAUGGACUGAUGAGGAGUGUGAGAGGAUUCUAAAGAACUGCUACAAUGCCCUGCCGGAGAAAGGGAAGUUGAUUGCCUGUGAGCCGGUGCUCCCAGAGGAGACGGACAGCAGCCAAAGAACAAGGGCUUUAAUCGAAAAUGAUAUCUUUGUGAUGACCAUUUACAGGACUCAGGGCAGAGGACGAACAGAGGAGGAAUUCAGGCGUCUCGCCAUCUCCUCUGGCUUCUCAAGUUUCAGAGCUAUCUAUUUAGACCACUUCUACACUGUCCUUGAGUUCCAAAAGUGAAUUUGAGAGAUGCUUAUUUAAAGAUCUUCUGUGUUUUUGGAGAAUGUAACCGUGAAUUGGUAUUAUGUAUACAAUAAUGAACCAGAUGGUGUACCUUUAUGGUUACUAUGUCUUGUUUCAUAUUUCUGGGCCAUUGUUCUUGGCAAUAAUUGACUUGGUAAUACUCAUUACCUUUGUGUACGCAAAUUUUAAACAAUAUCAAUAUAGUUGCUAUUGGGUUCGAAUUCUUAA
Dioscorea cayenensis subsp. rotundata (Guinea yam) is the source of this 1427-nucleotide messenger RNA. Its product is annotated as nicotinate N-methyltransferase 1. The transcript is spliced from 3 exons. Gene Ontology annotation, molecular function: O-methyltransferase activity; protein dimerization activity; S-adenosylmethionine-dependent methyltransferase activity. The coding region runs from base 96 to 1196 and encodes 366 amino acids. Lineage: Eukaryota; Viridiplantae; Streptophyta; Magnoliopsida; Dioscoreales; Dioscoreaceae. The record is from RefSeq and is a predicted model, not a curated record. Gene Ontology annotation, biological process: methylation.